Hemisphaericaspora subhashii is the source of this 1461-nucleotide messenger RNA. RefSeq names its product cytochrome P450. The coding region runs from base 1 to 1461 and encodes 486 amino acids. The record is from RefSeq and is a predicted model, not a curated record. The transcript has a single exon. NCBI's taxonomy places the organism in Eukaryota, Fungi, Ascomycota, Pichiomycetes, Serinales, Debaryomycetaceae. Gene Ontology annotation, molecular function: iron ion binding; oxidoreductase activity, acting on paired donors, with incorporation or reduction of molecular oxygen, reduced flavin or flavoprotein as one donor, and incorporation of one atom of oxygen; heme binding.
AUGAAAAAGUUUGGAGCCAAGUUUCCUACCAAUGUAGAAAGUGAUGGUUGGUACGGGUUUACCGUAUGGAGACAAUUAUUAAAAGCAAAGGAUGAAGGAGUAUUACUCGAUUUUUCCGUUGAAAGAUACGACACAACUCCCAAUCCUGAAGUUUAUACUUUCUUAUUCAGGAUUCUUGGAAUCCCAAUCAUUGCUACCAAGGAACCUGAAAACAUCAAAGCUAUCUUAUCGACUCAAUUCAAUGAUUUUUCAUUAGGUUUUAGACAUGAGGUUAUGUUACCAGUUUUGGGGGAUGGAAUCUUUACCCAGGACAAUUUAGCUUGGAAGCAUUCUCGUGCAUUACUUAGACCUCAAUUUGCUAGGGAACAAGUUGGUCAUGUCAAAUCGUUGGAGCCUCAUUUGCAAGUGCUUUUCAAACAUAUUAGAAAUUCUAAGGGUAAAACCUUUGAUAUUCAAGAACUCUUUUUUAGAUUAACUGUUGAUACAUCAACUGAGUUUUUAUUUGGCGAAUCUGUGCAGUCACUAAGAGAUGAAUCAGUCGGUAUGGCACAAGACGCAACCAAUGUUGAUGGGAAAGCAGAAUUCGCAGAAAACUUCAAUUUAUCUCAACAAUAUUUGGCUUCCCGUGCCCUUAUGCAAAAGUUCUACUGGAUAAUUGAUACAAAGGAUUUUAGAAAGGCUUACAGUAAAGUACAUAAAUUCGCCAGCCAUUAUGUUCAACGAGCUCUUAAUAUGUCUCCCGAGGAAUUAGAAAAAGAACAAGGGUAUGUCUUUUUGAAUGAAUUAGUUAAACAGACUAGAGAUCCACAAGUCUUACAGGAUCAAUUGUUGAACAUCUUGCUUGCUGGUAGAGACACCACCGCUGCUUUAUUAUCAUUCUUAUUCUUUGAAUUGGCCAGAAAUCCAGACAUUUUCUCCAAACUUAAGGAAGAAAUAUAUGAUAAAUUUGGAUCAGGAGAGGAUGCACAAAUUGAUCAAAUCACUUUUGAAUCAUUAAAGAAGUGUGAAUAUUUGAAAGCAUGUAUUAACGAAGCAUUAAGAUUAUAUCCAUCAGUGCCUCAGAAUUUUAGAGUCGCAACUAGAGACACUACCCUACCCACAGGAGGUGGUCCAGAUGGUAAAUCUCCUAUUCUUGUAAGAAAGGGCCAAAAUGUCUUUUAUACGAUUUAUGUCACCCACAGGCUGGAACGGUACUAUGGUAAGGAUUCAUUUGAGUUCAGGCCCGAAAGAUGGUUUGAACCUGAGACUAGAAAAUUGGGUUGGGCAUAUUUACCUUUUAAUGGUGGUCCAAGAAUUUGCUUAGGUCAACAAUUCGCUUUAACCGAAGCUCUGUAUGUGACUGUAAGAAUUAUACAGGAAUUUGCUAACUUGUCAAUGGAUCCAAAUACUCCUUAUCCUCCAAAGAAAAUGUCUCAAUUGACUGUUUCACUUUUUGAUGGUUGCAAUAUAGAAAUGUAUUAG